CGCACUGACCCCUUUCUGCUUUCUGCACCCCGCUUCGAGGAUGCGAACUGCUGAGCAGACACUUCACGACCGAGUUAACCUCCCGAGGCUUGUAAAACGACUGGAACGCAUCGUACAAGACGACUGGCGUGAGGAUGGUCCCACUAACCCGGAUUCUUGGGUCAAAGCCAGGGUUACGCUACAGCAAAUACGGCAUGCUCGCGGCCUACUGAAAAAGGUGGAAUUGGAUGUCGCGGCCGUCACACCAGUGUCAGAACAAUAUUAUGAGCACAUCAAAAAUACCCUCCAACGCCUCGAGACUUAUAUGCUAGGGAUUGAAAAGCAACUUGUCCCACCUCUUCAACGACCUCAUCCCAUUCUUCCUUCAAUUCCACCUCCAGAACCGAAGCUUUCUAUCACAGAACCAGUCAAGACGGAGAGCCCAUUUGUUGAGACCAUUCCUGACCAUCAUCAUCUACCUCCGGUGGAGAUGGAAAACCUUCUACCUGCAACGUCUGAUAUAACUGCAAUCCCUCCAUCAGAAAAUGUGCACGUAGCAUCCUUCCAUCCUUCCGCAGUCUUACCGUCUCCGUCCAAUAUCACUGCUGCACCUGCGAUUCUUCAGAAUUCACGUGCAGUGCAAGAGGAGCUUUCGGAACAACUCGCCCUUAUGGCCAGGCAGCUGCGCAGAAACGCAACCCACUUCUCUGAUUCCCUAGCUAGGGAUAAAGUGGUAGUGGACGCAACGCAAGAGAAGAUGGAAGGUAAUUUUGAUUUAUUGAAGAAGGAAAGGAUUCGGCUUCGAGAUUUCCGUGGUAAGAGCGGUGGAACUACGUGUUUGGUCAUCAUGAGUAUCAUUAUUGUCGUGAUUGCCUUCAUCUUAAUGGUGUUCGUUAUCCGUGUCACUUAA
This is a messenger RNA of Pisolithus orientalis, 889 nucleotides long. Its product is annotated as membrane fusion protein Use1-domain-containing protein. Gene Ontology annotation, cellular component: endoplasmic reticulum; SNARE complex. NCBI's taxonomy places the organism in Eukaryota, Fungi, Basidiomycota, Agaricomycetes, Boletales, Pisolithaceae. Gene Ontology annotation, biological process: retrograde vesicle-mediated transport, Golgi to endoplasmic reticulum. The record is from RefSeq and is a predicted model, not a curated record. The coding region runs from base 41 to 889 and encodes 282 amino acids. Gene Ontology annotation, molecular function: SNAP receptor activity. The transcript is spliced from 4 exons.